Messenger RNA from Odontomachus brunneus, 1409 nucleotides. Its product is annotated as WD repeat-containing protein 55 homolog. Gene Ontology annotation, molecular function: protein binding. The transcript is spliced from 6 exons. The record is from RefSeq and is a predicted model, not a curated record. The coding region runs from base 310 to 1356 and encodes 348 amino acids. Lineage: Eukaryota; Metazoa; Arthropoda; Insecta; Hymenoptera; Formicidae.
ACUUCCAAUGUAGACGUCCCUUUAUUAUUUAUAACUUUAACCUCACAAGUGUGUGCUAAACAAAACUACUUCCAGUUUAGAUACCCUAGCGUGUAGAUGUGUUUAGGCACGAUCAGUGAUUUUUUUGGAAAUUAUUUCUAAAAGGAAUAUUUGAGAAUAGAGAUUUGAAAGGAUUAAAAGAAGAUAUAUUAAGGAUAGUGUGCCAAAUAGCUAUAAAUAUCCUCGGAGGAGACUGAAGGCAUGAAGACUUAAUCGUCAAUCAGAAGAAAAAGCUAAGCAAAACUUUUUAGUGAUUGAUUCGAUCUCGUGAUGGAGUUAGAAGCUUUGUUAGAAGCAAAAGAAUUACACAGAAAUCACCCACCACCUGUUACGUUAGAGGAUAUGAUAACAGAUAUAUGUUUUCAUCCUGUAGCCGAUACAAUCGGGGUAGCUAGUAUUACAGGAGAUAUCUUUAUAUAUAAGUAUAAUAAUGAGGAAACUAGUCUUGUUUCAACAUUAGAGUUACAUCUCAAAGCUUGUCGUGACAUUGAAUUUAAUGAAGAUGGACGGAUGUUAUUCUCAGCUGGAAAGGAUCGAUGCAUAGCGAUAACUGAUGUGGAGACUGAAAAAUUAACUAGACUAUAUGAAAAAGCCCAUGAGCACCCUAUAUAUACAAUGACAAUUAUCAACAAAUAUAUAUUUGCGACAGGCGACGACGAUGGUGUAGUAAAAUUAUGGGACCUCAGACAAAAGGGUAACAAACCAAUAUUUUCUUUAAAAGAAGUAGAAGAGUAUAUCAAUGCAAUGAUAACCAAGACAGACUCUAAAUACUUGGUAUAUACUAGUGGUGAUGGCUGUCUGACUUCUUUAAACAUACCAGAGAGAAAAUUACAUGUACAGUCUGAGGAGUAUGAUGAGGAACUGACGUGUCUUGGUUUAUUCAAAUCUGAAACUAAAUUAUUAUCAGCUAGUAGUAAGGGAAAAAUGUAUGUAUUCAAUUAUGGUGAAUUUGGAUUGCACUCGGACGAAUUUCCAAGCACUAUGAAGAAAGCCAUAAAUUGUAUGGUUCCAAUUACGGAUAACGUGGUGAUAACCGGAGGAGAGGAUGGAAUAGUUCGAGCAACCAGUUUGUUUCCUCAUCGCCAACUCGGUAUAGUAGGACAACACGACUUCUCCGUCGAGGCGCUUGAUAUUAGUAAUGACGGAACUUUAAUAGCAUCCACCUCGCACAAUAACGACAUGAAGUUUUGGAAUGUACAAUACUUUGAAACAUUGAAUGUCAAUGAAUCCAUCAAGGGGGGCAAGCAGAAACGACUCGUGCAUAAUCUACCGAGCAGUCAAGUUAACAAUCCGUCGGAUUUCUUUGCGGAAUUGUAAUAUAAUGGCAACUUUAUGCAAUAAAAUCAUGCAAUUUAUAUGCAGUUAUCAAA